This is a messenger RNA of Carcharodon carcharias (great white shark), 1324 nucleotides long. RefSeq names its product centromere protein H (gene cenph). The coding region runs from base 47 to 838 and encodes 263 amino acids. Lineage: Eukaryota; Metazoa; Chordata; Chondrichthyes; Lamniformes; Lamnidae. Gene Ontology annotation, cellular component: kinetochore; nucleus. The transcript has 10 exons. The record is from RefSeq and is a predicted model, not a curated record. Gene Ontology annotation, molecular function: kinetochore binding. Gene Ontology annotation, biological process: mitotic spindle organization; kinetochore assembly; chromosome segregation.
CAGGGCCAACGGCGGGCAGCGGUUGAAAAGUGUCUGUGGGUGGGCGAUGGAGUCGGGAGCGGUGCAGAGUAUGGGUUAUGAAGCAGAUACACGUAUUCUUCAGGAGCUUGGUAAUUCCUGCAUGAAGCUUGGACAGCUAGCACUUGAUAACUUCCAUGUAACACCAGCAGUUGGUCAAGAAAAUCCUGUGGUAAUGGACUCCAUUCUGCAUCUCAUGUGGUUAAAGGAUCAAGUAAUCCAACAAACAGUGGAACUGGAGACGAGCGUAAAAGCUUGCGCAGAAACCAAUACUGAGGCUAUAUCAGAAGACAACCUAAAAGAAGUGAUUCAAGAGCUUGAAAAGGAAUUAGAAGAUGUUUCAGUAUCUUUCCAGCACAAAACCAUGGCUCUUCACAGGCUUCAAUUCACACAUGCAAUCCGAGAAGCAGUGCAGAUGAAUGAUGAAGAAGGGAAGUUGAUAAUGAAAACAAUCAAGCACUCUUUAGAUCUUUGUUUUGAGAUUCAAGCAACUCAGAAAGAAGUUCACAAUUUGGAGAAUGCAGUUCUUGAAGUUCAAAAGCAGAGGCUAAUGUUAAAACGGAAGAUGCAAGGUGUAUUGCAGGACAUGAGAGCUGAAAAGAAAAAACAGCAACAGUUGCUCCAACAACUGGAGAAUGAGCUUCCAAAACGUGGAGAAAAAAACUUGCUGGAGCACGUGAAGAUGGUGACAUUGAUUCAGAAGGUUUUGCAGGGUGUUAUUCUUUCCAGUGGAGUGAACUGGGCCAAGGAUCCUGAAUUGAAGGAAAUAGUUUUGCAGCUAGAGAAUAAUCCACUUGAUGAAGCAGAUUCAUGCAACUGAUUUUUUCCAAUUGUAUUCAGUGAUGAAGAGCAAAGUGAAGCACAAUUUAAUGUGCUAAGUAUCUAUACCAUCCCAUCACUGCCUCCUUUCUACUACAGUUGGUAAAUAGAUGUGCUGAAUAUGAAAUGUGAACAGUCCCAGGAUUUUGUUUCAAUUUUCUUUUAAAUAUACCUUUCUUUUAAAUUCAACUUUUUUGAUAUGCUAAUUUCAUGUUGUAGUGAAUUUAAACUGCAAUUGUGUUUGGUCUUCAAUUCAUAUAUAAAUAUAAACAAACCUUUUAAAUUCAUUUUUGAUUAUUAUUUAAAUUGCCCUUAUAAUAAGGUAAGAUGUUUUGAACCUGUGUCAAGUAUGAUGUGUUGAGCGAUUUUAAAAUGUAAUAUAUCUACACAUAUUUACAUUCUGCCAUCAGUGGCAAAUCCCGGUGCCUGCUGUUAAUACUGUAUGUAUAAUUUUAUCUUUGUAAUAUAAAUAAAAUGCUCAAUCCCA